Molecule: messenger RNA, 1421 nt
Organism: Orbicella faveolata
Lineage: Eukaryota; Metazoa; Cnidaria; Anthozoa; Scleractinia; Merulinidae
Product: poly(A) RNA polymerase GLD2-like
Biological process (GO): RNA 3'-end processing
Molecular function (GO): poly(A) RNA polymerase activity
Source: RefSeq, a predicted model, not a curated record
AAAAUCAAGCGCGCGUUCAAAGAGAGCGAGAGUUAAAAUGGCGGCCUGUCGAGCUGUUCGAUGAACUUUCUUUGCUCCUUUAGAUGUCAUCACAGUUGUAGAAUCCAAUCAUCUCUAAGUACCUUAGCUCGAUAUCAAAAUAUCUUUAUAGUGUUUUCUAAGCAUGUAAUCAAGACCAUGGCCAACUAUAACAAAGAUAGAGGAACACCUUAUUAUUGGCACGAGCAGUCAGUGCAAACCCCGACAUUCAUUGAUCUUGAUAAAUACCUUCCCAAGCCUGAAGAAAGUGGUGUCUCGCCGUUCAACAGGCAGUACCCAAAGCCAAUAACAUCAAUAUUAAUUAACCAAAAAUCCAGCAUUGAUGCUCAGUUUAAGGGAAGGAAAAACAAGAACUUUAAAAGGACCACAGCAAGUAGCACAACCUCUGAUGGUGAUACACUCAAGGUGAAUGUCACUCGUGAACAGAGAACUGUAAGUUUAAGCAGUGGGGAGGCACUUUACACUAAAAGUGAAAAAGACAGUAGGAGAAGACCAGCAAAACGUCGUCAUCACUCUACUGCUACACCAGACCUUCAAGAUGAAAUAGAAGCAAAAAGAACUAAAAGAAAUUAUGGCACUCCCCAAGUACCACAACCUGCUAGAUCAUUGCAGUUCAACCUAUUUGACACAGAACAACCUGUAUUUACUCUGGAAACACUCACCAAUGAGAUACAAGAGGAAUGUGUCAAGUGUGUGCAAACAAUGGAAACAUUACAGAAGAAGUUAAAGUUGCAGUCAUUUCUAGAAAGGAGUUUGUCACCAGCUUUUCCAGGUUGUUCUCUACAUCUCUGUGGCUCAUCAAGCAAUGGCUUUGGUCAUGAUUCAAGUGAUGCAGAUUUCUGUUGCAUCGUGAAUCAUUUAAGACAGGGAAACAAUAGACAUUAUGCCUUAUCAGUUCUGCGGCAAAUGCAGAGAUUGCUCAACAGUGACCCUAAUAACUCUUUCCUUAGUAAAUGUUCAGUUAUCCCUGCCACAGUGCCAAUUUUGAAAUUCAAGGAUUCAAUUAGGUGGGAUGAUGAGUAUUAUUAUUAAUAGUGCAUUAUUUUAUGAGUUCAUGUAUAAUUAUGAUUGUGUUGUUUAAGGCUAAUUUACAUAAAGCUAUAUUCAUUUGCUUUCCCUUUCAUAAAGUCAAAGGGAAAGAAGGGUUGCCACAAUGGUGAGAGCACUUGCCUUCCACCAAGGUGGCCCAGGUUUUAUUCUGUCAUAAAAAAAAAUUAUUUAAGUUGUGUUUGUUGUUGGUUCUUGCCUUGCUCUGAGGGCUUUUCUUUGGGUGCUCUGGUUUUUCUCCCUCCUGAAAAACCAACAUUGCAAAUCAAAAAUUCCAGAGUACCUGUUUUCAUGGCUUACAUGGUUCCCUCUCUCUCUCUCUCUCUCUCUCUCUC